This is a messenger RNA of Parasteatoda tepidariorum (common house spider), 8411 nucleotides long. NCBI's taxonomy places the organism in Eukaryota, Metazoa, Arthropoda, Arachnida, Araneae, Theridiidae. The record is from RefSeq and is a predicted model, not a curated record.
ACAAUGACAACCCAUCAAACAAUGACAACCCAUUACCAAUUUCACAUACACAGGUAGAAAAGCAUAACUUAUAGCUAUUGUACCGAUGAAUUAGUUUCUGUAAAGUGGCGCUGUUGUCAACGUCGGCGCGAUAGCUCUGAGGCUAUCUUACCGAUAGUCGGUGUAAUAGACACUGCCUUAAAUUUAUGUUUAUAUUUAUAUGCUGUCAAAUCAAAACUAUCUUUUCAAGUUAAUUCUUGUUUAACUUUCACUUCGGUGCAGUUGUAAAUGUGAAUUAAUUAUUUUUAAUAUUUUUCGCGUGUUUUAUUUAAUUACUAAACGCUUUAAAUUGAUGAAUGAUCAAUUUCUUGUUUUUAAAAAACAUGAUAACGAAAUCUUUCUUGAAACAAAAACUUUCUGCUAUUCUCAUUUGAACUGCGGUAAUCGUAUGAAACUUGUGUAUAAUUUAUAAUGAUCUAUGAAGUUAAGAUCAUUCUCUGGAUGCUGGUUACCCUUUUCAAUUUUGAUAAAUCUAUUUCUCAUUACCAAUUGAAAUAUUAUGAGAUAAUAAAGGCUUCUGAUAUUGGCCAUAGCAUUGCUAAACGGGGUGUUCAUCCAAGUUCGCACCAUUUCAAUGUUGUUAAGGAAGUCUCUUUUAAGGCCCUUGGAAGACAUUUCCGACUCAUUCUGAAUCCUACAAAAGGACUUCUGUCUUCUAAAUUCAAAGCCUAUACUGUCAGUAAAAAUGGAAAUAAGCAAGCUGUAUGGGUUGACAAAGACAGCUUUUUUGAAGGAAGGGUAUUUGGAGAAAAAGGUACCCAUGCCAGUGUUCAUAUUGACAAUGGCAUUUUGACUGCUGCCAUUAAAACUCCCGAGGAUACUUAUGUUGUUGAGCCUUCAUGGAGACAUUUAUCAUAUGAAGACAAUUCUAGUAUGAUUGUUUAUAGAGGAUCUGAUGUAAAGUAUAGUUGGGAAAAUUUAGAAACAGACAUUAAACAGAAAAAGUUUUGUACUUAUGUUAAAGAAGAAGGUAACACUUCUGAUAAUUAUGAUAUUGUAAUUGAAAAAUCUAUAAGCAAAAGACAAGCUAUUGAUCCUUACAACUGGGAACCUGUUCAAACGCGAUGUUCGCUUCUUCUGGUAGCAGAUUUUCGCUUUUAUGAAAAUAUGGGUGGAAGCAAUUUGAAAGGCACUAUUAAUUUUCUCAUAUCAUUGAUCGAUCGUGUAAAUAAGAUAUUUCUGGAAACAGAAUGGAAGGAUAGUGAGAAACAAGCUGGUUUUAGUGGCAUGGGCUUUGUUAUACAAGAAGUAAUGGUGCAUACUCAACCAACGCCUGUUACUCGUGGAGAAACACAUUAUAAUAUGGCUGGAGCAUCAUGGAAUGUUCGUGAUUUGCUAGAAGUUUUCUCACGUAAUUUAAAUCAUAGAUCAUUUUGCCUUGCUCAUUUGUUCACUGACCAAAAAUUUGAUGGAGGAAUUCUUGGUUUAGCAUAUGUGGGAUCUCCUCGUCGGAACUCAGUUGGUGGAAUAUGUAGCCCAGGCUAUGUCAAAAAUGGAUACACACUUUAUUUAAAUUCUGGCUUAAGUACAUCAAGAAAUCAUUAUGGUCAAAGAGUAAUAACAAGAGAAGCAGAUUUAGUCACUGCUCAUGAGUUUGGUCAUAAUUGGGGAAGUGAACAUGAUCCUGAUUUAGCAGAAUGUUCACCAGAUGGACGUCAUGGUGGCUCAUUUUUGAUGUAUACUUAUUCUGUUAGUGGUUAUGAUCCAAAUAACAAGAAAUUUUCGCCAUGUAGUAUUAGGUCUGUUCGUGCUGUCUUACUAGCAAAAGCAAGCAAAUGUUUUUCAAAACCCGAAGAAUCCUUUUGUGGUAAUUCUCUUGUUGAAGAAGGUGAAGAAUGUGAUGCUGGUUUUAUUGGUAGUGAAGAUAAUGAUCCAUGUUGUGACAGUGCUUGCAAACUUAAACCCCGUGCUAUUUGCAGUGAUAAAAAUGCACCAUGUUGUCGAGGCUGCCAAUUAGUUCAUAGAGGUAUAAUAUGUCGGGAGUCUCAACCAAGUGCUUGCAAGAAAGAAGCAUUUUGCUCUGGUGAGUCACAGGAUUGUCCUUCAUCGUCACCUCAACCUGAUGGGUCUCCAUGUAUUGACAGAGGUAAAUGUCGUGGUGGAGAAUGUGUGCCAUUCUGUGAAACACUUAAUCUACAUUCCUGUUUAUGUGAUAGAGAGGAAGAUGCUUGUAAAAGGUGCUGCCGGCCAACACAAAAUUCAACCUGUAAACCCAUUGAACCAACUGAAAUACUUAGAGAUGGCACUCCUUGUAUUCAUGGAUAUUGUGAAAUGGGAGAAUGCAAGAAAACUGUUCAAGAUAUCGUUGAAAGAUUUUGGGACAUUAUUGAAGAUAUUAAUAUUAAUACUGUCAUGAAAUUUUUGAAUGACAACAUUGUGGGAACAGUCGUUAUUGUUUCUCUAGUGGUUUGGAUUCCUGCUAGUUGCUUGAUCAGCUACGUUGAUCGUAAAAAGAGAGAAGAAUAUGAAAGAGUAAUUAGUGGAAAAACAAAAAGAGAGAUUUCCAAACCUUUCAGCCUUCCAAAAGAUAAAGGCACUCGUGUUAUACAUAUCAAACGACAAAAUCGUUUUCGACCAGAUACUACAGCCACUCGUAACACUCCAACUUCUAAAGAAUGUUAUCGCUAUUAUGGUGACCAUAAUGAUCGCCUCUUCCCAAGAGCCACAUACAGACCAGAGCCUUCCCCUCAACAUCACUAUGCCCAUUCAGAUUCAGAAUAUUAUGCUCCCCGUCACAGGCACUUCCCGCCACUUAGAAGCACUCAUGGGGCAGAAGACUUGCAUACUUAUAGACCUAAACCCCCAAGUGUUGUCACAGAAGCUUUUACGGCUUUGUGACACAUGAGACAGUGUGUAGAUAGGGCUGCUGCAAGAAUCGCUCAAGUUCAAGCCAAAAACUAAAAGCUGUUUUAAAUAUCAGCAGUUUAUAAGGCAGGUUGUAGGUUGAGCAGAAUAAGAUACAAAAGUUGCAGCAGUAUCCGUCUACACACACUCUCUAGUCUGUGAUAUUUAUUGUUUGGUUGCUCUGCUGAUUAUUCAUUGUUUUGAACUUCAGAUAUUGUUAUCUGAAGUAAAUUUAGACUAUAAAAAGAGCUUUUUACUUAAUUUUUCACCAUGAGUCAAUGCAAAGCCAAAUAUAAAUAUCUAUUACUUUUCACUAUAGAUGUGAUUUUGCUUAAAUACCUACUAAGUUUGAUGGCAGGUUUGUACAAGUCAUUUUAUCUUAGAAUAUUUUUAAAUUCAUGACGUCUGUAGAAUAUUUUUAAAUUCAUGACGUCUGGUUUGAUAUCAUUUUGUUUGUUCUUAUCCAUGAAUUUAUUUUAUUGGUGCUUUUGAAGUAUAUUCUUUUUUUAAAUAUAAAUACCAAAUAUUUAACUCAUAAAACUAUUGCUGUGCAUCUGUUAAAUAUGAAAGUAAUUUUUUUGCUUUUCUGCUAUCAUAGUUUUAAGUAUACUUUUAAUUACAAGUCAUUUUAUCUUAGAAUAUUUUUAAAUUCAUGACGUCUGGUUGGAUAUCACUUUGUUCCUAUCCAUGAAUUUAUUUUAUUGGUGCUUAUAAAGUGUAUUCUUUUUUUAAAUAUAAAUACCAAAUAUAUAACCCACAGAACUAUCACUGUAUAUUUGUUAAAUAACAAGUCAUUUUUUUGCUUUUCUGCUAUCAUACCUGUAGUUUUAAGUAUACUUUUUAUCACAAGUAACAUUGACAAUUUACAAGGGGUAUUAUAAACUGAAGCUUAAGUUUUUAUGCUUGCUCUCUAAUCAUCAUUUUAAAAUGCAGUUUUAUUAUCAGACAGUAGUAGAGGAAUAUAGUAUCAGAUCCAUUACCUGAAUUCUAUAAAUUGGAAUGCCAGAUAAUUAGUUUGAUAAUUUUUUAAAUUUUGAUAAAUCUAGUUUGAAAAUUAGUUACUAUAAAGUUAUCAUGUACAAUAGACCUCAAAUUUAUAUCAGGCUUUUAGUAAAGAAUCAUACCUAAUUUAUUUUAAUUGGGUUGGGCUGUUUCCAAAGACUUUUAAUAUACUUAAAGAAAUAUUUAUAAAUAAUUCAUAUAAAUUUUAUUAAUUGUUCAACAGUUAAUAUAAGACAUUAAAAUACUCAAAAUGUUUAAGGGGUAGAAAAAAAUUAUUUCUGAUUAAUUGCUCUAUGUGAGGAAUCACUGCCAUUAUUUUUAUAUAUGUAAACAAACUCCUGUAAUAGGAAAAUGGUACAUGUUAUUGAAUGUUCAAAAGCAUAAAAAUUUAGUUCUUAUAUAUAUGUAUAUUAGUUUUUUUUGGUUGAAUGUGAUUUUAAAUUAGUAUUUCACACCUUUAAUUUCUUUAAAUAUUACUAUCACUUCCUUUUAGCAGUGCAAUUGAAAGAAAAAUUAUAGAUCAAAUAUUUACAAUGGGGAUUACUUAAGAUUAUCAGCAAAGCCACUUAAAUCUGUUUCAGACUUACAGAUGGAAAAAAAAAUGAUAAAUUAAUUUACCGAUGUUUUGUCUUGAAGACUGUAAAUGCAACAUGCAAUUUGAUAAUUGAUCUUGAACUGUAUUCCUUUUCAUCUCUUAGUCAAUUCAAAAGUACAAAUUCUGCAAUAUUUUCAUUAGUCUGAUAAUAUACUGUGAAUAAUAGACUAAAGUCGCUGCGCAUGUGUAAAAUAUUUUAAAUUAUAACUUUUUUUUGCUGACAUGUUAAGUUGAACUAACACUAUAUUUCAUUUAUGUGAAACAUUUUUCAUUUAUAUUGUGUCCUUUUUUUCUAAUUGCUCAAAAGUUAUCAAAUUUGCAGCUAUUAGAUCAAAUUAUUGUUGUGUUUUUUUUUAUUCUUGUGUUAAAUUUUAUUUUUGACUUCUUGUCAUUUUCAAUUCUAUUAAAAUUUUAAAACAAUUUAUUGAACCAAAUUUUUCUAGACGCAUGUAAUUUUAUUGCUCAUUAUGUGUUUUCAUCUAAAAAUCACUAUAAGUUGUGAUUUGAUAAUACUUUGAACGAGGACCUGCUUUAACCCCUUAACUGCCGAGUAAAAUUAACGUGAUUCACUCCCCAGUGCCACCGUUUUACGCUCAAGUGCACUUUCUUACACGGUGUUUUGAGUGGGAAAAAUGAUGCACGCUUUGCAAUUUAAAAACAGUUUAAUUUUAGAAGAAAAAGGAAGGAAAGAAAAUACAAAUUUUAAAUUAAAUAAUAAAAAUACAAUAUAAAAGAUGUUAAAACUUAGCUGUUGUAUGAUAAAUCCUGAAACAUGGUUGGAUACAUAAAUCAACAUCACAUUCAUCGCACUGAUAGCGGGAUUCACGAAGAAUUUUUUUUCAUGAAGAAACAGCACAUUUUCGCGAUGCAUUUCUCUUUGAAGACGUUGAUGGAAGGAAUAAAAAGCACCAAAUACAUACGGGAAACAAAAGCGAAAAAAGAAUAAACCGUACCUUACUGAAAUAAAUACACGCAAGCGAUUAAUAUGAUAUCACUUUUCCAUAACAUCCUUUUCCCAUUCCCCCUCCUCCGAAAUUUGUAAUACAUUCGCAAAGCAAACACUUUCAAGGCCAUUUUACUGCAUUCGGAAGUAGGGGGUGUAGUUCUAUUUAUAGCAGCGCAAUGCAAAGCAUCGUACUUCGAGAAAGCGUAUAUAUACACCUGCGGCAGUUAACGCAUCGUCUGGCUGAGACGUAUAUAUACGCCCGCGGCAGUUAAGGGGUUAAUUUGAUUUAGCAUUAAUAUGAAAUUUUUGACAUGAAAAUUUCCAUACCUUUGUCAGUUCUUAUAAUACAGUAAGCCUAAUUAAUAUAAAAUUAAUAAGAUUUUAGUUUUAUUCAGAGUAACUUACUAUUUUUCAUUAGUUGAAUUAAAAAUUAUUAAAAUAUGCCAUGGAACUUUAUUACUAUGUCAAACAUUUUACAUCUAUACUUUUAUCUAGAAAAAAAAAGUAAUACACAGUUUAGUAGAAAAUAAAUGUUUUAUAAUUAAAUAGCUAUUUAGUUUAAUAUCAUUUGAAGCACUUAGUAUAUAAGUAUUUAAAAUUAUAAAAAUGUUACUUUAUAUUAUGAUUCUUGGUUUUUUUAUUAUCUCAACAAAUUUGAGCUCUUGCUGGUCUAGAAUAUCUAAUUUAAAACUAUCUGUGAAUUUCUUUUAAAAAUUUAGGAUAUUUUUUGCUUUAAAAUUUCACAUGAAUAAUAUUAAAUUUCUUUUAAAUUAAUAUUGUUCAAAACAAAGUCUGAACAUGCAAAAAUAUUCUGUAUAAACUAAGGUAAGUGUUGAAUCGGUAAAAUAAAGUCAAAGUUCUCUAAAAUUUGUAAUUUAUUUGUGCCAAUAUAAAGUUAUUUUGUAAAUAUGCGCUGACAAUUUUUUUAUGAGAUAAAUUAAAAUUUCUUGUAAUUUUGUUAUGUUUCUUAAAAAUUAAGAAUACCUUGUUUAUUCUAGAGAAUACUAUUAAGUUUUUGUUUUUUGAAUUGUAUUUAUAUAGAGUUUAAAUUUAUCCUCAGCAUGUAACUGAUGGCAAUUCAAUUAUAUAUAAUAACUUAGUGCAUAGCACCAAUAAAGUUAUAUAAGAAAUAGGAUAUUCCAUAUACUCUGUUCAAAUUUUUCAAAAUUGGAAUACAACUGCUAGUAUUUCUUGGUACUUGCUAAAGUUUUGAUGUAUAUCAUGAUACAUUUAAGGAAACAAAACAAUCAUGAGAGGCCUAUUUUAUGAAAAAAAACUUAAGUUCUGAAGACAAAGGCUCCAACAUCAUUAAUUUUUUUAAUUAUUUCUGUGCUAGUCAAUAGCAGUUAAUCCAAAGCUACAGCACACAAAACAAUGUUCAUAAAAAUAGCUGCAAAGAUUUAUUGAAAUAAUUCUCAUAGUUAGCAGUUUUAUUUCAGCUGAUGGAAAUUUAAUUUUAAAUGUUAUCAAAGUAUGGCUGUUAUUAAAUAGUAUUUUUUGUUGGCCUUUUUGAUCUACUGAAAUUUUAUUAAAAUAACUUUCGUGCUAUGAGUUUGUAUUUAUGAACAAAAUUCAUUAUUUAUUAAAAUUUUAAUAGUUAAAAUAUUUUAUUUUUGUUUAUAGCAAGCUAUCUAUUGCAUCUAUUGUUCUUCUACACUUAAGUUUCCAUGAAACUUUUACAUUUGUGCCAUAAAUUUUUGAACCACACUGUAUAUCCCCUUAAAUUAGAUCUUACUAUAACUAUUGCUGGCAGAUAGAGGAGAAAACUUCUUAAACGUUUGCAAAAUCCACUAAUUUUGAUAGGAUAGGAUUAUCCUUUCAAUUUUUAAAAUUAGAUUUAGAUACCUAAUUAGUAAAAUAUUAAUGAUAAUCUAACGAUUUGUGGAUUUUACAGAAGCAUGAAAUACCAGGAACAGUUUUUCCCUUCAUCUUUAUAGAAAGGUUUUUUUUUAUUAUGGUCUAUUUGGUUAAAUGCUUGCAAUUGCAUUAUGUCACUCACUCAUAUUUCAGAUAUUUUAUUUUAUUUUUAGAAAUAUUGUAUACAUUUUUAACAUACUAGUAACUGAAAUUUUGAAUUUCCUAAAAUUAUUAAAAUAAUGAGGAAAAAAACAGUUAAUUUGGAAACAAUACAUUUUAAUGUAUUAGUAUGAUUUUAAAAAGCAAGAUUCAUACAAUAAUAUUUAUUGUAUCCUCACAAUUAACUUAGACCUCAAAGGUAAAAUUUAUAUAUAUUAAUGUAUAUAUUAUUGCUGUAAUGUUUCAAACAUUUUAUAAAUAUGCUCAAUCCAUAAAAAAAAAUCGAAGUCUGGUUGUGUGCUUAAAUCAUUAGUACUGUAAAUAAUUAUUUUAAAUCGUAUAAAUGUUACCAUAUUUUUUCUAUUUUGAUGUGACUAAAAAUUGAGAUAUUUGUAUUGUAAAUAUAGCUUUAAUUUAAGAAAAGGUUUUCUUCCUUUAUUAUGUAAAAUUGACUCAUGUUAAAAACUGUUAUACUGUGGUGUAAAAUUAAGUUUUAUUCUUAUAAAUUAAUUUAAAUGUUAUCUGAAGCUUUAUCAUGUAAUGAGAAAAUUAUGCACUUAUUCAUGUUCAUUCAAUACACAUUUUUAAUAGAUAUAUGUUCGUAAAUUGUGAGCAUUUGGUGUACUUUUGAAAUUUAAAAUGUAUUGAUUGUCCCAUGAUUUGAUGACUAUAUGCUGUUUGAUGUAAUUAGAAUAUCUAUGUUUCAUGCGUGUAUUCAAAAAUUUUAAUGGUUGCUGAGUUGCAUUUCAAAAAUUAAAGAAAAGCAAUAUUUGUGUUUAAAUUAGUUUAAAGUUUACUAUGCUGUGUGUUAUAAAUACCUAUAUAUUUUCUGUGAAUAAUUGUUGAUUACUUGUUGUAAAUUUGAGAUCAAAUUCAUCUUUUUAUUAAACAAAAAUAUUUGUAUGAUUUACUCAAAUAUUGUGUAAGAGUAAGAUCAAAUAUUAAUAAAAAACACAAAGUUUGUUUAAA